CUCACUCCCUGGCUCCGCCCUGCUCACUCUUAGGGAGCGGGGCGAAGGCCGGGCUGGGAGAAGAGGCGGGGUAGCGGCUGCGCGCGUGCGCGGAAGAGGGCUGAGGGGCGGGGCGCCGCUGCGGCCUGGUUUGAGCGAUUUUAGUCAAGAUGCAGGACCCCAAUGCAGACACUGAGUGGAAUGACAUCUUACGCAAAAAGGGCAUCUUGCCCUCAAAGGAAAGUUUGAAAGAUUUGGAAAAGGAGGCAGAAGAAGAAGAACAGCGAGUCCUUCAGCAGUCAGUUGUGAAAACAUAUGAAGAUAUGACUUUGGAAGAGCUGGAGGAUAAUGAAGACGAAUUUAAUGAGGAAGAUGAACGUGCUAUUGAAAUGUACAGGCAGCAAAGACUGGCUGAGUGGAAAGCAACUCAACUGAAGAAUAAAUUUGGAGAAGUUUUGGAGAUCUCAGGAAAGGAUUAUGUUCAAGAAGUUACCAAAGCCGGUGAGGGCUUGUGGGUAAUCUUGCACCUUUACAAACAAGGGAUUCCCCUCUGUGCCCUCAUAAAUCAGCACUUCAGUGGACUUGCCAGGAAGUUUCCUGAUGUCAAAUUUAUCAAAGCCAUUUCAACAACCUGCAUACCUAAUUAUCCUGAUAGGAAUCUGCCUACAAUAUUUGUUUACCUUGAAGGAGAUAUCAAAGCUCAAUUUAUUGGACCUCUGGUGUUUGGUGGCAUGAACCUGACAAUAGACGAGUUGGAGUGGAAACUGUCAGAGUCUGGAGCAAUCAAGACAGACUUGGAGGAAAACCCUAAGAAACCAAUUGAAGACGCGUUGCUAUCCUCAGUGCGGUGCUCCAUCCCCACAAGAAGGGGUAGCGAUUCUGAGGAUGACUAAGACUAUGGCCUCGGACUUCCUUCCAGUGAAUUAUCAUCUUGAUUUCAGUCUCUCCCUUGAUGAGGAGCCUCAGACAGUGUUUAGGUUCUGUGGCAGAGACUACUACUUGCCUAUCAAGCAUCCAGGAUUCUCCAGUUCUACUCCCAACAGCAGUGGGAUCAGCUAAAAGAUUAAACUUCUAGCCUCCCUGGAGCUACGGAUUGCCAGACGGAAGGUGGACAGAAGUUGGCCAGGCAAGCUGAAGAGGGACAGACAACUGGCAUGUGCCCCUUUUGGACUUAACCCCGUUUACUUUCUGACAGAAGUGUACAUGUGAUUGCAGCCUACUUGGACCAACGGGUCUCUUUAUAAAGGCAAAGCUGAAAAGAACAUUCCUGAUGACAUUGUGGAGCCACUAUAAGCCGGCUCUUGACUGCCUUCUCCGGACUUCUGUUACUGGGAAAGAAAUAACUUCCACCCUGGUCUCUUAGUAGCAGCUGAUACAUUUCCUGAUAAAGUCACCUGCCCAUUGCCAAAGGAAACUUCAGCCAUUCUAGCUUUCUACUCCUCACCACUUUCACAUUGCUUGACAAAACAGAAGAGCAGUCUAGAUUUCCUGCCCUUUACUUCAUCAGUGUUGCCUUUCAGUAAUGUCAUGAAUUAGACUUUAGGACUAUAUUUCCAAUACGUGAAGGACUAGAUACUCUGAACAACUUGCCUGAUAAUAACUCAAAAUGUUGGAUAAAAGGUUUUUUUAAUGUUCUUAAAUUGUCGCUGAACUGACAAGAAAGAAAAGCAUUCUCAGUGUUCAAAAGCAAUUUGAAUUCUCAGUACUUGUGGUCUAAAAACUCAAACCAAGUUCUUAAAGUGGUCCUAAGUCGGUAGUGCCCCUGAGCUCAUGGCUAAAGCAACUGCAUAUCCAUGCUGUAAGAAUACAACUUUAAUUUAUUCCUCAAACACUUCUUACAAAUGAAGCUCCAAAGGAACGUGAGCUCAUAGUCCUAAAUCACUAACACACACAAAAUCACAGGAUGCCUCAAAAUAAGGUAUCCUGAAGGAAAGCCAGUGGAAAACAAUACAGUCAGACUUGCAAAGACUGGAUGGUGGAAUUUUCAGGUCUAAGAUGAACACUUUUUUUUUUUUAAGAUUUUAUUCUUUAUUAGAGAGAGAGUGAGCGAGCUUGAGCGGGUUAAGGGAGCCCAAUGUGGGGCUGGAUCCCAGGAUCCUGGGAUCCAUGACCUGAGCCAAAGGCAGAUGCUUAACUGAUUGAGCCACCCAGGCGCCCCAAGAUGAAUACAUUUAGUAUGUAUUUAAUAAGAGUAAAGAAAAAGAGUUCCUUAUAUUAAAAUAAAUCCCAUUUCAAAUAACCAGUGGAAGAGAGAAUGGACUGGAAAGUAGAGCCAAAUAAUUAUCCAGUAGAUAACAGAGAUAAAUAGGUAGAAAUGUAAAAAUUAGGAGAGAUGUGGAGUGACUGAGAAGGUCUAACAUGUGUCUUAGAAUUUUAGAAGGAAAGAAUUAAAAAUUGGCAAUAUUUGAAGAGAUAAAGAUAGAUUUUCUAGAACCAGUGAAAGAUACCAACCUUCAGAAACCUAUACAAAUCCCAAAUGAUUACAUAUAAUAAAUCAACACUUCCGUGUGUAUAUACAUAUGUAUAAUGUGUGUGUGUGUGUAUGUAAAACUGCAGAAUAUCAGAUUUGUAUAAGCAGAACAGUCGUAUUACCCACAACAGAGUAGCUAUAAGGCUUACUGAUGUCUCAGCAGCAAGGAAAACAAAAAAGACUAGUAGUAUCAUCAGUGGGCUAAGAAAAAACAACAAAAACUGCUAAGAAUUAGUACCCAGCAAAGCUAUAUUUCGGGAAUGAGGAUGAAACUUCUGACGGAAUGAGUGAGUUUAGAAGAUGAGUGGUGCGGGGACACCUGGAUGGCUUAGUCACUCAGGUCACAAUCUCAGGAUCGUGGGAUUGAGCCCCAUGUUGGGCUCCACACUCAGCAUGGAUUCUGCUUGAGAUUCUUUCUUUCCCUGUGCCCCGCCCUACCCCUGCACUCUCACUUCAAAACAAAACAAAACGAAAAACAAACAAAAAACAAUGCAGAAAGACAACCAUCUGAUGAAAGGUCUGAGGUUCAAUGAAAGGUGGUGACCAAAAAAACGUGGAUAAAUCUGAACGAACAUUGACUUAAAAGAAUACAAAUAAUGCCUUAUUUGUGAUAUUGAAAG
Ailuropoda melanoleuca (giant panda) is the source of this 3069-nucleotide messenger RNA. RefSeq names its product phosducin like 3 (gene PDCL3). Lineage: Eukaryota; Metazoa; Chordata; Mammalia; Carnivora; Ursidae. The transcript has 7 exons. Gene Ontology annotation, biological process: protein folding; angiogenesis; positive regulation of gene expression. Bases 150 to 872 code for a protein of 240 amino acids. Gene Ontology annotation, molecular function: protein folding chaperone; vascular endothelial growth factor receptor 2 binding. Gene Ontology annotation, cellular component: cytoplasm. The record is from RefSeq and is a predicted model, not a curated record.